UGCUUUUAUUAAACUCAACAAUGAAGUACUUACGUCGCUUGCAAGUGACGUCAUUGCUCUUCACGUGUGGACCGUCGGUUUUCGUAAUGUUACUAGCUUGUUUAUGAACUGAUAUUCCAAAAUAACCCUUCAACCUUCAGAUACCGGCACACAAACACUAGGAACACCAUGACAUCCAGCUGUCGGCGGCCGGAACACUCAGCUCCUCCAGAUGUGUUCUACAAUGAAGCCGAGGCAAAGAAAUACUCUCAAAACUCUCGAAUGAUUGAGAUCCAGACCCAGAUGUCAGAGAGAGCUGUAGAGCUGUUAAACCUGCCAGAGGGACAGCCAUGCUUCCUGCUAGAUGUCGGGUGCGGCUCUGGUCUCAGUGGAGACUUCCUGUCAGAGGAGGGACACUACUGGGUUGGAGUUGACAUCAGCACCGCAAUGCUGGAUGUUGCACUGGACAGGGAAGUAGAAGGAGACCUUCUAGUGGGGGACAUGGGCCAGGGGAUGCCUUUCCGACCCGGCACCUUCGAUGGCUGCAUCAGUAUUUCUGCUCUGCAGUGGCUCUGUAAUGCCGACAAGAGGACACACAGUCCUCCUAAGAGACUCUACACCUUCUUUAGUACCCUCUACUCUUCUCUGUCAAGAGGUGCACGUGCAGUUUUCCAGCUUUAUCCAGAGAACUCAGAUCAGCUUGAGCUGAUUACGACGCAGGCCAUGAGGGCAGGCUUCGGUGGAGGCAUGGUGGUGGAUUACCCCAACAGCAGCAAGGCUAAAAAGUUCUUCCUGUGUCUGUUUGCUGGAGUAACCGGAGUCCUUCCCAAGGGAUUGGGAUCAGAAACGUCUGACAGAGCGGUUUCAAACCAGGUCCAGUAUUCAGGACAGAGAUGCCGGUUCAAAAACAUGAAGGGGAAAUCGGCGAAGAAGGGACGAGAUUGGAUCUUUGAGAAGAAGGAGAGGAGGAGAAGGCAGGGACGGGAGGUUCGAGCCGACACAAAAUACACAGGACGUCAGAGAAGACCUAAUUUCUAACUGACUCAUGCAGCUGAGCCUUCAUUAGCUCUUGGCUGUACCACCACGCACACGCUCACCCCUCUAACUGCAGAGUGUUUGGACUUCCAACUCUUAAAUUCAAGUGGAUGAGAUGAAGGAGUGAAAUGCUAUAAUGGCCAAUAACUUGUACUUUUGGUUGAGUGUUCCUGACAAAUGGUAGUAAGAUUACACUCUCCAUGUUCAUGUUGGCUGGAAGAUACAAAGUACACAUGGACAGACAUUUGUACUUUUUAUAAAUAAAUGAUACAUGCCGAUGUAUGUAUUAAAAUGAUUGUUCAUCGUGUUUUAGAAGGUUACACAAACAGAAUUCAUAAGGGGGAAAUGUAACUAAAUGAACUUUAAAAUUGAAUAAAAUGACAAAUUGCAGUUGCAA
Etheostoma cragini (Arkansas darter) is the source of this 1411-nucleotide messenger RNA. It is a transcript of the gene bud23, whose product is annotated as BUD23 rRNA methyltransferase and ribosome maturation factor. Gene Ontology annotation, biological process: rRNA (guanine-N7)-methylation. Bases 169 to 1017 code for a protein of 282 amino acids. Gene Ontology annotation, cellular component: nucleolus. The record is from RefSeq and is a predicted model, not a curated record. Lineage: Eukaryota; Metazoa; Chordata; Actinopteri; Perciformes; Percidae. Gene Ontology annotation, molecular function: rRNA (guanine) methyltransferase activity. The transcript has 12 exons.